Molecule: messenger RNA, 1830 nt
Organism: Suillus paluster
Lineage: Eukaryota; Fungi; Basidiomycota; Agaricomycetes; Boletales; Suillaceae
Product: kinase-like domain-containing protein
Exons: 8
Coding region: 1-1830 (609 amino acids)
Biological process (GO): protein phosphorylation
Molecular function (GO): protein kinase activity; ATP binding
Source: RefSeq, a predicted model, not a curated record
AUGACCACCGCGUCCAUACAUAUGACGUCUACAAUAACGAACUCACUGAAACGCGUCGUGUUCCGGAGCAAGUUCAGACAAUCUUCCACGAUUUUGACGUCAUAUCUCUGGGAUGAAGGUUGCCGGUCUGUCUUGCGUACCGCGGAGAAGGCGUUUACGCGUCUGGAGAAUGAGGUAGAGCGGAUCCUCAGUGAAUUGAUUUCAAAGAUCCGCUCUUCACACUCUGGGGGGAUCACGAUCGGAAACGAGGCUCGAAUUGCCAAUUUCACGACAUUCACGGGAUGCAUUACUCCGGUACUUUACGUGUUGUUACUGGCAGCUGGUGCGGUCAUCAAUGCGAGACAUGCAUGGCAUCGUGUUCGGAGACGUGCUACGUUGGGAAGUUUCCACGCUUUCCUGGAGCACGAGAACAGGGGCAAGAAGGUGUUCCGCCACUUCGAGGGUCUUGACUGCUGGAGGUUUUGUGAUGCUGAGAUCUGCAUUGGUCUGGCGUCCGAAGAUCAGCAGUUUGUGCUUCCUGAUUCAUGUUUUGCCACCCUCGACGAGGAGUUCGCUGGUGAUCCCUCAUCAGCUCAUCUCAUGUUCCCUAUCAUGCCCACUAUCGCUCUCUACGUCCUCGGCACUCAAGGUGAGGAGCCCCGGGGGCAUGAUCUGAGGGUACGAGACCCAGUGAUGGGGGCUACCGCUGCUUGGAUCGACGUCGAUAUCGAGUCACCUGCUGAUAUCCAUCUUCGUAACGCGUCCCUUCUCCAACGACACCCAGCCCAGCUAUAUUUCUCUUCCCUCACCUCUGUCACCCAAGCUAUCGCACAUUAUGACAGCUUCCGUUGGGUCUCCGAGCACCUGGAUUACUCGCGGUUGAAGCAACGUGCUAGACAAAAGGCAACGCUGGAGAAAGUAACGAAGACUCUGGUCGUGAAAGGCAGCGUCUUACUUGUCGACCUCACAGACGAGGUUGAGAAAGUAGGUAACGCACCAGUAUCUGGUGGUUCCUUCGCAGACGUCUGGAAAGGCAUCUGGACGAAUUCCCACAGUGGGACACAACCAGUCGCACUCAAAUACCUUCGUCAGUACACGCACAUGUCAGACGAAGUCAAGGAAAAGCUACUGCUGCGGCUUAAAUCAGAGGUCGUAGCGUGGCACCGCCUCCAUCAUUCAAAUAUUGCACAGCUCUAUGGCGUUGCUCAAUCUCCUAACUCCAUAGCCAUGGUCUCCCCGUGGUGCAACAACGGUACAUUGACGCACUAUCUGGAAAUGAAUCCUGAAGCAGAUCGAUUUGCAUUACGGUCAGCUACUUGCACAACUGCCAGCCUGUCGUCAUUCACCGCGAUCCUCAAAGGCUCCAAUAUCCUCAUCGGUGACAAUGGACAAGCUCUUCUGACAGACUUCGGUCUGUCAAAUGUUAUCGAAGAAGUCCUCGAGUCCGAGCCAAGCAUGCGGAACACUCGUUUUGCAACAUCCCUCUUCGCUGGGUCGACUCGGUGGAUGGCGCCUGAGCUCAUUGAAGCACUCACCAAUGAUGACGACGCUGAACCGCCUCCGAUCUCCACCAGCAGCGACGUAUACGCGUUUGCAUGUGUUUGUCUCGAAGUCGCAACCGGUUGCCUUCCUUUCUCACAUAGAAGCAACGAUACUGCAGUCCUAUUCGACAUCAUGAGGGGCGUGAAACCUUCCCGCGGAAGCGCUCCUAUGAAACUCCGGCUUCCUGAAAAGGAGGUGGACAACUUCCGGAAUCUACUUGAUAGGUGUUGGAGCCCUGCACCGUUCUUACGACCCACUAUGACUGAAAUUAAACAAGAGCUGGCGGCGAUUGCAGGUUGUUGCUCGUAG